AAUACCAGGAUCCCACUCUCUUAACUUAGAAAACGACUAUUUAUACCUGCUCUUCGAGGACAUUCCAGUGUCCAUCUCCCAGUCUAGUGCUAGUUGUCGCCGGUAGUAUCAGUGGUAGAGGGAGAGAGCGUGAACGGUUAAAGAUGAGAGAAAUCCUUCACGUACAGGGUGGCCAAUGUGGUAACCAGAUCGGAUCCAAGUUUUGGGAAGUAGUGUGCGAUGAACACGGGAUCGAUCCGACAGGGCGGUACACGGGCACAUCGGAUCUGCAAUUGGAAAGGGUGAACAUCUACUACAACGAGGCAUCUUGUGGAAGGUUUGUUCCCAGGGCAGUCCUUAUGGAUCUAGAGCCAGGAACUAUGGACAGCGUGAGGACGGGACCCUAUGGCCAGAUCUUCCGCCCUGAUAACUUCGUGUUUGGACAAUCUGGCGCAGGUAACAAUUGGGCCAAGGGACAUUACACUGAGGGGGCCGAGCUUAUUGAUUCGGUCCUUGAUGUGGUGAGGAAGGAGGCGGAGAACUGUGACUGUCUUCAAGGGUUCCAAGUGUGUCACUCACUGGGUGGAGGAACUGGUUCCGGGAUGGGAACUCUGCUGAUCUCUAAGGUCAGGGAAGAGUAUCCUGAUCGGAUGAUGCUAACUUUCUCUGUAUUCCCGUCCCCAAAGGUCUCCGACACAGUUGUUGAACCCUACAAUGCAACUCUUUCUGUACACCAGUUGGUGGAGAAUGCGGAUGAGUGCAUGGUUCUUGAUAAUGAGGCCCUUUAUGACAUAUGUUUCCGUACUCUCAAGCUUACCACUCCUAGUUUUGGGGACCUAAAUCACUUGAUCUCUGCUACCAUGAGUGGAGUUACAUGCUGCCUUAGAUUCCCUGGCCAGCUAAAUUCUGACCUUAGAAAACUAGCCGUAAACUUGAUUCCAUUCCCUCGACUACACUUUUUCAUGGUUGGUUUUGCCCCGCUGACCUCUCGAGGAUCACAACACUACAUAUCCCUCACAGUCCCCGAGUUGACUCAACAAAUGUGGGAUGCAAAGAACAUGAUGUGCGCAGCUGACCCUCGCCACGGCCGUUACCUCACUGCAUCGGCCAUGUUUCGCGGGAAGAUGAGCACAAAGGAAGUCGACGAACAGAUGAUAAAUGUACAAAACAAGAACUCAUCCUACUUCGUCGAAUGGAUCCCGAAUAACGUGAAGUCGAGUGUAUGCGACAUUCCACCGAGGGGUCUCUCUAUGGCUUCCACAUUCAUCGGUAACUCAACUUCAAUCCAGGAAAUGUUCAGAAGAGUUAGCGAACAGUUCACUGCUAUGUUCAGGAGGAAAGCUUUCUUGCAUUGGUAUACUGGUGAGGGUAUGGAUGAGAUGGAGUUCACUGAGGCUGAGAGCAACAUGAAUGAUCUCGUCUCAGAGUACCAACAGUAUCAGGAUGCUACAGCUGAUGACGAGAUUGAAUAUGAAGAGGAAGAAGAAGCAAAUCAGGACAAUUGAACACUUCAGAGUUUAGCUGCUCAAUAUUUAUUUUUUUUUCUUAUACCUUCUUAUUAUUAGCUUUGGUGCAAGGAAUAAAUUCUCUAUUGUCUUUUUGAUUGCUGCGGUUUAUGUGCUGAGUAUGCCUUAAAAAAAAAAUUCUGCUUCUUUGUUGAGCAAAAACAUUUGGUGAUUUUCUGUGUUCAUGUUUGUAAUGGUGUGCUUUGUUUAAUAAAAUUUGCAUCGAGUUGAAUUA
This is a messenger RNA of Dendrobium catenatum, 1719 nucleotides long. RefSeq names its product tubulin beta-6 chain. NCBI's taxonomy places the organism in Eukaryota, Viridiplantae, Streptophyta, Magnoliopsida, Asparagales, Orchidaceae. The transcript has 4 exons. Gene Ontology annotation, biological process: microtubule cytoskeleton organization; mitotic cell cycle. Gene Ontology annotation, cellular component: microtubule; cytoplasm. Gene Ontology annotation, molecular function: GTPase activity; GTP binding; structural constituent of cytoskeleton. The coding region runs from base 144 to 1484 and encodes 446 amino acids. The record is from RefSeq and is a predicted model, not a curated record.